Drosophila yakuba is the source of this 1176-nucleotide messenger RNA. RefSeq names its product transmembrane emp24 domain-containing protein B (gene loj). Bases 133 to 846 code for a protein of 237 amino acids. Gene Ontology annotation, biological process: endoplasmic reticulum to Golgi vesicle-mediated transport; Golgi organization; intracellular protein transport. Gene Ontology annotation, cellular component: Golgi apparatus; COPII-coated ER to Golgi transport vesicle; endoplasmic reticulum. Lineage: Eukaryota; Metazoa; Arthropoda; Insecta; Diptera; Drosophilidae. The record is from RefSeq and is a predicted model, not a curated record. The transcript has 6 exons.
AUGCUCUAGAAAAUACCACAUACCAAAAAGUCCACCUCUAAGCAACAGAGAGCUCAGAGGAAACGGCAGAUUGGAUCCCCCUGAGUUCAUCCCCACCCAGGCAGCAGUAAUCCGACGAGUAUAAAUCCCAAAAUGCAAUUGACGUGGCAGAGAGAUCAACUAAAUCUAAUACUUCCGAUUGCUGUGAUUUGUUGUUGUUUCCUAAUCGACGUAACCAACGCUCAGGAGGCCCAACAACCAUGGUACGAGAAUCUGCCAGCGGUGGCUAUGGACUACAAGGUUCACAUAGAUGCUGGUAAGGAGGACUGCUACCAUCAAUACGUUAAGGCGGGAGCCACCUUCUACGUGUCCUUCAGUGUGGUGCGUGGAGGCGAUGGAAUGGCUGGAUUCGCCGUCCGCAAUCCUGCUGGUGAAGUGGUGAAACCCUACCAGUGGCAGGCAACUGCGGAUUACACGGAUCAGGUGUCGCCGGGUGGCUACUACUCCGUCUGCAUCGACAACCAGUUCUCCCGAUUCGCUGGCAAGCUGGUCAAUAUCUACAUCACAGUGGUGAAGUACGAUGCCUGGGACAAGUACGCCAAGGAGAUCGAACAGCUGCAGCUGAACAUGCAAAACUUCACCGCGACCAUUGGCACUGUGGAGCGCAACAUCAACGAUAUGAUGGGCUUUCAAGCGCACAGCCGGCAUCGCGAAUCGCGUGACUAUGCGUUGCUCCUGGACAACAAUGCCUACAUUCAAACCUUUUCGAUUAGCCAAAUUGUGGUCAUAUUGAUCACGUGCUCUAUACAGGUCUUCUUUGUGCGCAAACUUUUUGAAGUCAAAUCGGGCUCCAAAAGUCGCAUCUAAGGCACACAGAUACUUUUCAAAGACUUCGCAGUUUGCUUUAAAAAUUCCAUACGCAUUUCCAAGACAUUCAUUCUUUCCGCUGAACCCCUUUCGCGUUUUUAUAACUUAUUUUAUAACCGGCUAUCUGAUCAAGUGAAACUAAUCAGACUUUUUUAUAUUUGGGACUACUUUUAUAACUUAUUUUAUCACUGGCUAACUGAUCAAAAGAAACUGAGCAGACUUUUUUAUAAUUGGGACUACUUAUGUCAUACGAGUUAUAGACAGCAAAACUUAUUGUGAUAAGUGUACAUUUGUGUGUUUUGUUCAAUUAAAAUAUUGAAGAUUUUUGUA